GUCCAGCGCGAGGAGUUGUCCAUGGUCAUUGAUGCCUUUUUGUUGCUUCGGUUAAAUCACGCGGGAGAGGAGGAAGAGAUUUUGCAUGGGCUGAAAUGGGUCGAGAUGUUAGAAAUAGACUGAUGGGGACAUUCGUACGGUGCCACGGUCCUAUGGCAAGUACUGCGCUGCACAAAAGUGUCCGAUCAGUAGCGGGUCGAGUAUUCACCCUUGCAUGUGAAGGCGUCAGUCGAUCAGGGGCGCAUAUGUGGAUCUGGAAUCGAAGGUCAAAUGCAGGCGGGACUUGUCCCUUGUCUGAAGUCCCAGGCAUGGCUUCUCAGCAGGCUAGCUAGGGCCUAGGGUCUAGGGCCUCGGGCCUUGAUAUGAUGGGGCAUCCUCCCUCUCUUGGGAGGUGCAUAUCCCAGCUAUUCGACCGCAUUGCUGGACGUCCAUCGCCCGUCCCGUGCUCUUCGCCCCAUGGAUUCUCCUCGCAAACCGUGGUGGAAGCUAGUACACCCCCGCUACACGGCAGCCCAACUUGGCCUGCCUUUGUACGUGGCAUACAAUGCUUCCCGUACACCACUUCAGUGGGAAACCUGCGUGUGGACGUUGAUUUACGCUUUCAUGACAGGGCUAAGUAUCACCGCUGGAUACCACCGCCUCUGGACCCAUCAAGCGUACAGAGCCUGCCUCCCGCUGCGCAUCAUCCUCGCAGCCCUCGGCGCCGGCGCCCUCCAGCUCCCCAUCCGUGUCUGGGCCGCCGACCACCGCGCCCACCACCGCUUCACCGACACCGAUCGUGACCCCUAUAACGCCAAACGCGGUCUCCUCUACACGCACAUCGGCUGGAUCAUCACCUACAACUCCGAGAAGUUUGGUCAUAAGACCGAAGGGGUAGACCUGAGCGACCUCGACCGCGACCCCGUGGUAGUCUGGCAACGGCGCGCCUACUACCCGCUGGCGGGGCUAAUGGGCUUCCUGCUGCCGGCUGCCGUGGCCGGCACGCUGUGGGGCGACUGGCACGGCGGGUUCCUGUACGCCGGGUGUCUGCGGGUGGUGCUCGUAUGGCAUGUCUCGUACUGUAUCAACUCGCUGGCCCACUGGAUUGGGGAGCAGCCGUACUCCACCCGCAACACGGCGCGGAACUGUGCGCUGCUGGCGGUGGUCACCCUCGGCGAGGGGUAUCAUAACUAUCAUCAUGCGUUUCCCGGGGACUACCGAAAUGGGGUCCGACGCGGAGAUUUGGAUGUCACCAAAUGGUGGAUUUGGGCCUGGGAGCGCACAGGCCUGGUCUGGGAUGUGAAAAGGUGUACUGGAUCUAGGUCUAGAGGUGGUGAUUCGGGGAAAGGCGAGUAAGAGCCUAGUUCCAAGAUAAAGGCCCCCGGGAGGGCGGGAAUGAUCUUGACUCGCAAAAGUCAUUUAAAGUAUGUUCACAUUCAUGUACGCCAGAUAGUGGUUUAUCUUCCCAGAGAAAGAG
Aspergillus japonicus CBS 114.51 is the source of this 1456-nucleotide messenger RNA. Its product is annotated as acyl-CoA desaturase. Gene Ontology annotation, cellular component: endoplasmic reticulum membrane. Gene Ontology annotation, biological process: unsaturated fatty acid biosynthetic process. Bases 457 to 1335 code for a protein of 292 amino acids. Gene Ontology annotation, molecular function: iron ion binding; stearoyl-CoA 9-desaturase activity. NCBI's taxonomy places the organism in Eukaryota, Fungi, Ascomycota, Eurotiomycetes, Eurotiales, Aspergillaceae. The record is from RefSeq and is a predicted model, not a curated record. The transcript has 2 exons.